Molecule: messenger RNA, 456 nt
Organism: Macrosiphum euphorbiae (potato aphid)
Lineage: Eukaryota; Metazoa; Arthropoda; Insecta; Hemiptera; Aphididae
Source: the annotation of a GenBank genome assembly
AUGCUAACAGUUGACGAAAUUGAUUUGGCAAAAGAAAUGUUGUCAGUGUUGAGGCUGAUGGAAGUGGCAACAAGAGAGUUGUGUGGCCAGAAAUAUGUUACUGGCAGCAAGGAGGCGAUGUUAGAAAAUCUAGACACACGAUUUGGUAGGAUGGAGGAAAUUAGUUUGCUAAGUGUUGCCACUAUCCUUGACCCUAGAUUUAAAACAAUCCAUUUAAAUAAUCCUUACUGUAGUGCAAGGGCUAUUAGGUUAAUUAAAAAUAAAAUCACUGAAGUCAGAAAUAGUUGUGAUGAUUCUAACUCCUCCUCAUGCCAUGACUCUAGUGAUGAUGAUGAACGUUUGUUUUCAAAGGCUGGAAACAUAAGGACAGAAAAAAGAAACAGAUUGAAGGGAGAGAAAUUACAACAACUUCUAUUUCUGAGCUCUCUUGAUUUUAAUGACUGGCACUUGGAAUAA